AUGAUUUCCAUUAAAUAUUUUAUUUUUUUCGCCAUAUGGAUCAUUAUUUGUAUUGAAAUGCAAAAGGAAGGAAUAUUAUCCAUUGGUAAAAGAAAUAAUUAUCAAUCAAAGAGCCGUAUUUUAAGAAUGGAUACCCCUGAUCCAUUGGGUGAUUCAGAAAAUUACGAAGUUGUUACAAAUAGCCCAGCCGGGAAUGUAGUAACUGUUUAUAAUAAACAUGGAGAACCAUUAUAUUUUUAUAUAAAUAAAAAGAAAACAAAAAAAGACUCCAAACUAAGAAAGAAAAAAAAUAAAUCUUAA
This is a messenger RNA of Plasmodium berghei ANKA, 300 nucleotides long. RefSeq names its product conserved Plasmodium protein, unknown function. The transcript is spliced from 4 exons. Lineage: Eukaryota; Apicomplexa; Aconoidasida; Haemosporida; Plasmodiidae. The coding region runs from base 1 to 300 and encodes 99 amino acids. The record is from RefSeq and is a predicted model, not a curated record.